This is a messenger RNA of Oreochromis niloticus (Nile tilapia), 3378 nucleotides long. It is a transcript of the gene slc15a5, whose product is annotated as solute carrier family 15 member 5. Gene Ontology annotation, biological process: transmembrane transport. The record is from RefSeq and is a predicted model, not a curated record. The transcript has 9 exons. Gene Ontology annotation, molecular function: transmembrane transporter activity. Lineage: Eukaryota; Metazoa; Chordata; Actinopteri; Cichliformes; Cichlidae. Gene Ontology annotation, cellular component: membrane. Bases 1305 to 3203 code for a protein of 632 amino acids.
UAAUGGCACAAAUGCUCACGUUUGUAUAUUACUUCCCAAUAUAAAUUACACUAAAAUAUAGGCCUUUUUUUCUCUCUCUUUUUUUUGCUUUAAAGGAUUAAAUCCGAAAAGUAAUUCAGACUUGUUAACGUAAUUCUUGUUUUCUAAGGCAUUACAGAUGUAUACUGUACAACCAUUCCAAUCUGGAAAAAAGAACAGUUCAAAGACAUCAUAUGAAGCCCAAAAUUACCAUGACAUUCAUGUUUGUGAUGAGUGUGUGUAAACUUUUAGCUGUUUCUUCAUUAAAGAAGGCAAUGAGGGCAUUUAAAUAUGAUAAAGCUUGAAUAAUUUUGCGAGGUUCAAUAGAAUGACUACUACUAUCAUAUUUUAUUACAUGGGACAUUCCUAAAGGUGGGGAAGACAGAGAAAUCAGAUAUAUUGAUUAGACUCCUGCCUCUUUUCUGGUAGUAUUAUUGCAAGGUGCUUAUCAUUAAAUGUUGUCAGCAUAUCAAUAAAAUGUAGAUAAGUCUAAAAAUAAGUCUAUUAAGGACUGUAGACUGUGUACUUUACAGGUAAUGAAUUCCAAUGUUCAGUGCUUGUUUGGACAGCUAGUUCACCUCCUACAGUGAUAUAAUGAUCAAUCCUUUAGUUGAAGUUAACCUGCACAUGCACCCUGUCUCACUCUCACUUAACAUUUUGAGUCUAAUUACCCACAGGCCAGUCAAAAUGAGGUUGUACGGGGAAGUGAAGAGAAGAGCUGCUUUCACAGAGACGUGUAACAUUUUGUGAGUGUUCGUAAAAUCUUCUACACUUGUUUAUUUUUUAAUGUUACAAUCAUAUUUAGGUUCCCACAAUACAACUGUGGUCAUGUUCAUUGAAAACAGUGAGCAUGUCAGCAACCAUGGUUAACCUCAAUCAUGGAAAGAUUAACUUUCAAAGGAAAACAUUAGUUGUUGGGCUCAGCGUAUUCCCAGAAACUAACUACUACUACUCCAGAGCUCCACUUAAUAAACGGAUUAUAUUUAUUAUCACAUGACAGACCAUUCAUUGGCAACAGCGAUUUAAGUCAUUAUUUAUACCAUGACUUGAAGUUAAAUUGAACAUGUUUGAUCUGGUUAUUAAUGCUGUCUUGACAGAACCUUUAAAGAUCAUUAUUAAAAAAACAAAAAUAAAUAAAUAAGACAGCCACAUGUUUAUCUUUUGAAACAUUAGAAAUAUUUUAGGGUUAUCCUCUAAAUAGCUCCCAUCCAUCACUCCUUCCUUAUAUAGUUUUGCAUAAUGUGUCAAAUCUGAGUAAUGCAUCCACAGUUCCCAGUAAGAUAAAGAUGGACGAAUCAGGUAUGGCCAUUUGCAGAAAACAGGUGGGUGUGGCUGAGUCUACGUGUCCAGCUUCAGAGUCACACCUGGUUGUGAGAUUCCAGCUCUGGCUUCUGUUACUCCUUCCUGACAAGGGCAGCAGUUCUCAUUCAGAGCUCUUUACUGACAGCAUUCACCCCACCAAGCAGAAGAUGCCGGGGAUGGUAGCAGGAGACCUCAGGAGACUCCCAGAGGGCAGACGCCCACUGCAACGUGUCUCCCACACGCCUCAUCUAGACCAGAGACCACGAAAGAAGUCUCGCAAGAAGCUCCAAGUGAUCAUCUGUGUACUUCUUGUGGAGUUGUUUGAAAGGUUCACUUUCCUUGGGAUUGUAUGUAACAUGAUUCUAUUUUGCACUGUGAAGCUCGGAUAUGACAACUACCUCGCUGCAACAGUCAACCUGUGCUUCAUAGGAGCCAGCACACUCACCCCUGUUCUGGUUGGCUGGUUUGCAGAAGCCUGUCUAGGAAGGACAAAGGUGCUAUACGUGUGUGCGUUUCUUCAUUUCUUUGGUACAGCCAUGCUGCCUGUGGUGGCAUUUCCCUUUGAGGAUUUCUACAUCGACAGCCACCACAUGACCCACCAGCUGGAGUCUCGGGAGCAGCAGAUUCUUUUUUACACUGGCCUCCUGGCUGCUGCACUGGGCAUCGGUGGCAUCCGAGCUAUCCUCUGCCCCAUGGGAGCUUACAACCUGCAGGGCUACAACCAGCACCAGCUCCUGACCUUCUUCAACUGGUUCUACUGGCUGGUGAAUCUGAAUUCCACUGUUGUGUUUCUGGGCAUUGCUUACAUCCAGCAAUCUGUUGCCAAAAAUCUGGGCUUCCUCAUCCCCUUCACAUCAGUGCUGCUGGCUCUCAUCGCCAUACACAUGAUGCGCAGUAAACUCACCUACAAACCCAAGAAAGGUGGAUCAUUACUGACCACGUUGGGAGUUUUCUUGAACUCUUUCAAGAUGUGCUGCCUCCACUAUCGCUAUUUGAGCGGACAGGUGACAUCUUGGCUGGACCGGGCGAAAGAGAACAAUGGUGGCCAGUACAGUGAGACUCACGUGGAGAAUGCCAAAGUCCUGGCCAAGCUCUUCCCUCUUUACGGGCUUCAGCUGCUCUACAGAGUCUGCCUCACACAGAUCCCCUCAGGUUACUACAUACAGACGAUGAGCUCCAACCUUCACCUGAAGGACCACCUUUUGCCUAUCGCUGCCAUGAAUGUGAUCAGCAUCCUGCCUCUGCUGCUCUUAGCGCCACUGAUGGAGUGUGUGAUGACCUGCUACCUAUCCAUGGAAAAAACUCCUCCAGCACCUGUAAAACGUAUUACUCUGGGCCAUGCGUGUGCCACUCUGUCGGUCCUGGUUGCAGGUUUGACUGAGCUGCAGAGGAAGUCUUACCCCCUGGUGGAGCAGACACUUUCUGGAAAGCUUUUGCAAGUUUCUUCCAUGCCAUGUUUCCAGCUGGCUCCUCAGUACAUCCUGCUCGGUCUGGCAGAAGCUCUCGUCACCCCUGCGUGCUCCCUCGUUUCUUUCCAACUCACCCCGAGCCACAUCAGAGGGAUCGCCCUGCACUUCCUCACUCUGUCCUAUGGAGGGGGUUGUUUUCUAGGUGCCUUUAUUAUUCAGCUGAUGUACUUUCUCUCUGGAGGAAGCUUUUACCCAAGCACACUGCAUGAUGGCAAUUUGGAGACAUUCUUCUUCCUCCUGGCCACACUGAUGGCUGUAAAUACCCUGGCAUUUUGGAGUGUAUCAUACAGGUACGUGGACCUGAGUGUUCAGGGCAAAGCGCUGACCAUCAGCCCUCUGACUGAGAAGCUGCUGCAUUACAAGGCCUGUCUGCGCUUCUACGACACUGUAGACCACACGGAUUCCAUUUUAUGAAUGAUUUCUCUGAGAUGUCCUCUGUUACUGGUGCUAGCACUGGAUGUUACUGAGUCAAAAAUUUGUGCUGAUGGGCUAAAUUGGAUAAGAUAAGAUAAGAUAAGAUAAGAUAACCUUUAUUAGUCCCACACGUGGGAAAUUUGUUUUGUCACAGCAGGAAGUGGACAGUGCAAAA